Molecule: messenger RNA, 3000 nt
Organism: Cheilinus undulatus (humphead wrasse)
Lineage: Eukaryota; Metazoa; Chordata; Actinopteri; Labriformes; Labridae
Gene: mtfr1l
Product: mitochondrial fission regulator 1-like
Exons: 8
Coding region: 259-1200 (313 amino acids)
Biological process (GO): aerobic respiration; mitochondrial fission
Cellular component (GO): mitochondrion
Source: RefSeq, a predicted model, not a curated record
GGAGGAACGGGAUUCCGGCCUAAUGAACGACAACAGAACUCCAGCGUGAAAGACGAAGAGCACAAGCCAUACGAUACAGCGGCUAAACUCACCUCUAUGAGACCAUUAUUUACCAUGCUCUAACAAAUCGCCACUCAACAUCCAAAUUGUUGGCAGUCGUACUGACAUGCCAUUUGUUUGCUGAGCUGCUCCUGUCUUCAGCCGCUGCCAAAGUUAAGCACUAGUGUGCAAUUACCAAGUGAAUGAGCCUGAACCACCAUGAACAUGGAAACAGAAACAGAAGUUAUUCCUAUCUGGCAGAAUAAGCCUCAUGGAUCCACGCGGAGUGUUGUGAGAAGAAUAGGUUCGACUCUUCCUCUCAAACCUCCACAGAGGGCAUGUUUUCAGGAACUACCAGGCCUGCCCUCUCUUCGCCCCAUGGAUGGCCCUAUCGUUCCUACCUUGGCAGACAUAGCCUGGAUUGUCGCAGAUGAAGAAGAGACAUACGCCAGAGUGCGGAGUGACACUCGUCCUCUGAAACAUGAAUGGCGGCCCACACCUCUCCUCGUCCUCCACAGGAACUCAUCUGUGCCCAACUUCCGCCCUGCUGGCAAAAGGGUAGAGGGGCUCAGGAAGCCCGGGGUGACAGCGCUAAACCGUACCACCGCCCUGCAGGAUGAGCUCAGCAGACUGCGGGCACAGAUUGCCAAGAUUGUUGCGAGUGAUUCUGGCUCCAACCCCCUGACUCCAGACCUUCUCUCUCCAGACGACACAAGUAUGAGCUUCUCCAUGGCACCCUUUGAGGCGGCACCCUACCAGCCAGCCGCCACAGCUGCUGCCUCCUUCGUCAUUAGCGAUGUCACAGAGGAGGAAGAAGAGGAGGAGGAAGAUGAGAAAGAUGUGGUUUCUGUGGUAUCAGAGCUUGUUCCCGACCCUCUGCCGCCUGUUUCCAUGACAGCAUCAGCAACCUUCGACCUGGACAGACCGAGCAUGGACUUCCGCGAGGCAGAGGAGGACACGGUGUCGCUAUCAAAGUCCACCAGCUUUGCUGAUGUGAUGGAUAUUCUGAAGGACAUGAACCGCAUGAAGAUGAGCAAAGACAGGUACAACAGAGGUUGUACAUCCCUCAGAGAGGAGGAUUCGGCCACUCUGAUUUCUGAGGCUCUGAGGAAAAAGUUUGUCCUGAAGGAAGAAGAUACUGCUGCUGUGAAACGGAAGUGACCAUGUCUAUUGUCAGUACCAAUCCUGCUGCUCCAUGCCUUUGCCUGUGGAAUUAAGUUCCCAUGGAUCCACGACCUUGCUCCUCAGACCCGGGGCUACAGCUGUCUGCCAGAGUUAGGACAAAAAAACACUUUGUUCAAGACUUUCAGAACUAAAUGUGAACUUCACAGUGCUGCUGCAGUGUGAGGUGGGGAAUGGCCAAGUCUUGAUGAAAAUACCCAGUUUCAGCACUGCAUUGCAUUCAAUAACCAGUCUGUUUCUCUCUGCAGGAAGGCUUUUAUUUUGAACUUUAUUACAGACUCAAACGACUGUUUCCAUUAGGCACUUGCUUUGUGUAAAGGCUGUUUGGUUUUGUCAUAUCACAUUAUGGAACUCCUGUCAUCCUAAAAGAUUGAACUCAAAUUGAAGAAUGUCCCUUUAAAAGCCUUUUCUCAAUCUUGCCACAAAAAAACUGUUUUUUCCCUUUUUAGUUCUGUCUGAGGCAGUGCAAAUAAAGCUCUUGUUUUUUCCGGAUAUGUAAAGAAGGCCUCUAACAUACUUGAAAACAUUAUGUGUGCAAAGGAGAAAGAUCAAAUGUACAUGCAGAGAUGUACUGUAGCUUUUCAGUGUGUGAGUGAGAGUGUGCUAGGAAAAACCUGCAGAUCUUCACCUUCAGAUCUAGACACUAUACGUUGCUUGCACCACUGCACCUCUUCUGCCUGUCAUCUUGUUGGUAUUUGCUUUAUAACUCAAUAACGACUGAACUGCAGUACACUGAUUUUUAACCAUAAAUACUCUGAGGUUUUUUUUUGUUUGGUAAAUUUUCAUCACUCACUGUUACUGCUGUUUUGGCACAUGCGGCUAAACACUAGUUCACUUGUACUAGUGUACACUAGUACUAGUUGAAUUACGAAUUACAGGUCUUUAGCAUACACGGUUCCUGAUAGGCUGAUGAAACAAUAUUUUAUGGUGUUUCUAAAUGAUGUAGGUGAUUUCAGUUCAGGCACAGAAAACUUAGCAGUGAGUGUGAGUGUUUUAUUGUCAUUGUGCAUGCAGUUUUGACAAGUUAUGGAUAAAUUGCUUGUGUGAGUCAUGACAAUAACAAUGAAUAUUAUUAGCAACGCCUUACCACAGAUCUAAUGCCUGCUCCAAUGCCUGGUUUUGUUUCUAAAUUUGUUCUAAUGCCUCAUGUUUUUCUCACAUAACCUCUUAUCCUGACUGUGCCCUCCUUCCUCAUCAUCCCAUAAACAUACAGUGAAUAUUAAAGUUUGUUUGGUUCCCUAAAUGCUCGUUGAAAAUAAUCCCCCACAAAAAAGACUUGGUGUUGUCACUUUUACCUCCACACUUCACUCCUACUCAGUUACAUCUUGUCACUUCCCUGCCAACAUGACUGGGAAUUUCUUCGUGCAUUUUUGCAGAGUGAAAAGUUACCGCUUAGUUAUGAGUUUGGAUUGAACAUUCAUGUACCUGUUUGUGUCUUUGUAUGCUUUUAAGUUUUUGUUUUGUUUUGUUUUUUUGCUGGAUCUCAGUAGUUAAUUUCCUCAUUCACCGAAGGGUUGAAGUGAACAGUCUGUCUGAGAGUAUGUGCUAGUUUAAAUAUAUUCUUUGUACAUGUUGAAUCUGACUCUGCCAUCUGCAACACUUGCUCUGGUCAUAAGUGAAAGGGAGAUUUGAUGUAAUUUACACAGACUUUGUUUUUAAUAAUUCCUCUUCUUCUCCUUAGUGAAAGGUUUCUUAACAUAGUGUAUGUUUGAGCCAACCACCAUCUGUAUGUUUUUUCAUUUAAAGACUUGUAAAUAAAGAUUUGCUGAUGUUUUGAAA